AUGUAUUCGUGGAAAUCUAAGUUUAAAUUUGGUAAAUCAAAGGAGGAGAAGGAGAAACCAUCCAAAUAUGGUGGCUUUUUCAAUUCUGGUGAUUCCAAAAAGGAAAGUAGUCCAACCUCCAAAACGCAAAGUAGCGGUGAUUAUUCCUCGGAUAGAAAGGAAACAAUAAUCAAUUCACCAAAUACUAUGGCACCCAUGCGUUCCUCAUAUGAAGCGUCAUCAUCUACUUCGACUUUUGAUAAUGGAUCUCAUACUAGCUCCGAUGAAAAUAGCAAUAAUAUAUCACAUGAAUCCUCAGUGAGCCAAAUAUCUCAAGAUACGGCAUCUAAUGAUCCACACCCACAAAAUACUCAUAUUUCUAGCUCAGGGAUUAUGACUAUUAAAAUAUAUAACGGUGAUGCAUUUACUCUACCGUUUCCAAUUACAUCAAAUCAACAAAUAUUAAGUAAAUUGUUGGGUUCAGGUAUUUCUCCACCAUCUACGGCUACACCAGAUGUUGAUACCUUGGUAUCACAAUUAUCUCGAGUUCAAUUACAAAAUCAAGGACCUGCUGAAGAAAACUUAUUGGCUAGUGAUGUUUCAUCCAAGUUUAUUCCAGCAACAAUAAAAUUGCCAGGCUCAUCUGUUCUGAAUCCAUUGUUAUAUUUCACCAUCGAAUUUGACAAUACUGUGGCCACCAUUGAACCUGAGUAUGGUACCAUGACUAAACCUGUAUUUAAUAAGAUAUCCACUUUUGAUGUGACAAGGAAAUUGCCAUUUUUAAAAAUCGACGUGUUUGCACGUAUUCCCUCCAUUUUGCUACCAUCAAAAAUGUGGCAACAAGAGAUGUCUGCGAACGAUGAGAAAUUAAAAGAGAUGCUGGAAAAGAUAAAUUCAAACCAAGACGUUCAUCUUGAUUCUUUCCAAUUACCAAUAAAUCUGAAAUUCGACACCGCUUCAAAUAUAAGGUUAUACAAUCAUCAUUGGGUUUCUUUGGAAAAUGGGUUAGGAAGAAUUAAUAUUAGUAUUGAUUACAAACCGUCCAGAAAUAAACCACUAUCUAUAGAUGAUUUUGAUUUAUUAAAAGUGAUUGGGAAGGGAUCCUUUGGUAAAGUCAUGCAAGUGAGAAAGAAAGAUACUCAAAAGAUUUAUGCAUUAAAGGCAAUUAGAAAAGCUUAUAUUGUUUCUAAAUCUGAAGUUACUCAUACUUUAGCUGAAAGAACUGUGCUUGCAAGAAUUGAUUGUCCCUUCAUUGUUCCCUUGAAGUUCUCAUUCCAAUCUCCUGAUAAAUUAUAUCUAGUGCUGGCAUGCAUUAAUGGAGGGGAACUAUUCUAUCAUUUACAAAAAGAAGGAAGAUUUGAUUUAUCUCGUUCCAGGUUUUAUGCUGCUGAAUUAUUAUGCGCUUUGGAAACAUUGCAUAAUUUGAAUGUUAUCUAUCGUGAUCUGAAACCUGAAAAUAUUCUUCUAGAUUACCAAGGUCAUAUUGCAUUGUGUGAUUUUGGCCUUUGUAAGUUGAAUAUGAAAGACGAUGAUAAGACUGAUACAUUCUGUGGUACCCCAGAAUAUCUAGCACCAGAAUUAUUAUUAGGGCAAGGUUACACUAAAGUAGUUGAUUGGUGGACUUUAGGUGUCUUACUAUAUGAGAUGUUAACUGGUUUACCUCCAUAUUAUGACGAAGAUGUACCAAAAAUGUAUAAAAAGAUCUUACAAGACCCACUAAGAUUCCCAGAUGGGUUUGAUAGAGAUGCCAAAGAUUUGUUAAUUGGGUUGUUAAGUCGUGAUCCUACCAGAAGAUUAGGGUGUAAUGGUGCAGAUGAAAUUAAGAACCAUCCCUUCUUUAGUCAAUUGUCGUGGAAACGUCUUCUAAUGAAGGGAUACAUUCCACCAUAUAAACCACCUGUAACAAGUGCUAUUGACACUAGUAAUUUUGAUCAAGAAUUUACUCGAGAAAAGCCAGUAGAUAGUGUGGUUGACGAAUUCUUGAGUGAGAGUGUCCAAAAACAGUUUGGUGGAUGGACAUAUGUGGGGAGUGAACAAUUAGGAAGUUCCAUGGUGCAAGGGAGAAGCAUUAGGUAA
Messenger RNA from Naumovozyma castellii, 2055 nucleotides. RefSeq names its product serine/threonine protein kinase YPK1 (gene YPK1). The coding region runs from base 1 to 2055 and encodes 684 amino acids. The record is from RefSeq and is a predicted model, not a curated record. NCBI's taxonomy places the organism in Eukaryota, Fungi, Ascomycota, Saccharomycetes, Saccharomycetales, Saccharomycetaceae. The transcript has a single exon.